CGAUCGCGCCGCGAGUCUCACCCGCGGGAAGAUUGAUCAAGACUCGUCACCAUGGCGGGGAUCCUAGCCGGUGCGUCGUAUUUCCGUCCCUCGCGCGGCGCGCGCGUCUUCUACCCAACGCGCGUAAUUGCCAUUUAUUUAUUUCCUUGCGUGUUCUCGUUCUGACUCACCUCGCUUUCGCCUCGUUCCAGCGGAUCGCGGUGCGCUGAUGAUGAAGGUUUACCACGCGUCGGGUGUCGCGUUAGCAGGCUUAGUACCGUUGGCCACGGUCAUCCCGGGAGGCGUUCUCCCCAUCGACUUGGCGCUCGGUGUCGUGAUGCCGGUGCACUCGCACAUCGCGCUCAACUUUGUCAUCUCUGAUUACGUUCCCAAGGCGCAGCGCCUUCCCGCGCGAGCGGGCUUGUUGGGGGUCACGUGCAUGACCAUCGCGGGGUUGUUAAAACUCAACACGCAGGGCGAGGGUAUCACGAGGACGGCGAAGAGACUUUGGAAAAAGCCGGAGGACCCGUUUAAUUGAAUUGAUCCUCGUAACC
Molecule: messenger RNA, 533 nt
Organism: Micromonas pusilla CCMP1545
Lineage: Eukaryota; Viridiplantae; Chlorophyta; Mamiellophyceae; Mamiellales; Mamiellaceae
Exons: 3
Coding region: 212-517 (101 amino acids)
Biological process (GO): mitochondrial electron transport, succinate to ubiquinone; tricarboxylic acid cycle
Cellular component (GO): mitochondrial envelope; membrane
Molecular function (GO): ubiquinone binding; heme binding; succinate dehydrogenase (quinone) activity
Source: RefSeq, a predicted model, not a curated record